UGUUGAGGUUCGGAUAGGGCCGUUGGCCUGGUGCGCUGUGAGUGGUCCUCCCUAGAGAUGCUGGGGAGAAGGGGCGGAGCCACCCCAAAGGAUGAGCCUUACUUGGGCCGUCAGAUCAGCUGGGGGUGCAGAUUUGGAAAGAGCCCUGGCAAUCGGAAGACAGCAAAGCUAGCCUGUGGCGAGGAAGAAGCCCAGCUGAUCCCAGGGGGUGUUUUAUGGAUUAAUUCUUAAUUGAUUACAUACAACAGCAAUAUAGUUAUGGCGACCUUCCAGACUUUGAGAAACAGUCACAUGAAGACUAGAGCAUCUGUCAGAAAAAGCUUCAGUGAAGAUGUGUUCCAGUCUGUCAAGUCCUUAUUGCAGAGUGAGAAGGAACUAUGCAGUAUAUCAGCAGAGGAUUGUUUAAAGCAGGAUGAACAUGUCAAUUUGACUGAGGUCACAUUUCUAGGUUUUAAUGAAGAAACAGAUGCCGCUCAUAUACAGGAUUUAGCUGCAGUUUCUUUGGAACUUCCAGAUCUUCUGAAUUCACUGCACUUCUGCAGUCUAAAUGAAAAUGAAAUUAUUUGUAUGAAGGAUAUAAGUAAAUCAUCAGAUAUAAACAGUGGUCCUCUAAAUCAGAGUCAGCAUUCUGGAAUGCUCUGUGUCAUGAGAGUGUCACCUACAUUACCAAGACUCAGAAUUGAUUUUAUCUUUAGUCUCCUAAGUAAAUAUGCUACUGGUAUAAGAUAUACCCUGGACACAUACUUGGAUCAGAAGCGCCAACUUGAGACCACUGAGGAAGAUGAUGAUGACACCAACCAGUCCGUGUCUUCCAUAGAGGACGACUUUGUCACUGCUUUUGAGCACUUAGAGGAAGAAGAGACCUCAAAGCCAUAUAAUGAUGGAAUAAAUAUUCCUGCACUGAAGAGCCAGUGUGAUGCUGCGUCACAGACUUCUUCUGGUCACCAUUUAGAAACCCAUGAUUUAAGGAUUCUGGUUAGCUCUGGGAGGCAGAAGUCACUGGCUAAACCUUCAACAUCCUUAAUAAAUAUGCUGGGACAUAAAGAACUACCUGCUGUGAAAACUUCAGUCACCACCUUAAUUUCUGAGCCUUGGAUCCAGAAGAGUUUCUACAGGUCAUCUAAUGCUUCAGAUAAAGGUAGUGAUGCUCAGAAGAUGGUUUUUUCUUCUUCUCCAGCCUACUCCUCUGAAUCUGAAUGCUCCAGUCCAAGUCCUGUUAUUUUCUUGGAUGAGGAGGGUUAUCAGAAAAGUUUAAAAGCAAAACUUGAGUUACCUAAAAUUCCUGUGAUGAAAGAUGAUAUAGAGGAUUCAGACUCAGAAGUAAGUGAAUUUUUUGACAGUUUUGAUCAGUUUGACGAACUAGAACAAACCUUAGAGACUUCUUGUCCAUUUCCAAAAGAUCCUGUCCUAGGAAAGCCAUCACAAAAGAAAGGACACAAACAUGAAAAAUCGUGUUCUGUAACCACUACUAUGAAUCCUCAAAAAUUCAAGUUUGAUCGUCCAGCUCUCCCAGCCAACGUUAGAAAGCCGACUCCUCGUAAACCAGAAUCCCCUUAUGGUAACCUGUGUGGUGCUCCGGAUUCACCCCGCCCGGUGAAGGCGUCAGGGGAAGACAGCGGUGUGUUUAGCCCUAUUCGAUCCUCUGCCUUCAGUCCUCUUGGUGGCUGUACUCUUGCUGAAUGUUUUUGCCAAACAGAUCCUGGUGGAGAGAGGAUCCAUGAAAAUCAUGAUUCUGUUUAUUACACCUAUGAGGAUUAUGCCCACAGCAUUUCAUGUGAGGUACUGGGCUCUGUUCUUCAUACCCAACACACGAAUGGGACCUCAAACAUGCAUAGUAUUAAAAAGGGAGAAAAUAAAACGACAGCUCUUGAGAGUGAAAGCCUUGAUCAAAAAAGUAAAUCUAAAAAUAAAUCCUUGAUGAUUAAAGAUAGCAUUCAGAAAUUUGCGUCAGAUCUUGUGGAAAAAAGUUUUGGCAGUGCAUUUAAAGACUUACAGAAAGGAGUCUCUUCAUGUACCAACGCAUUGUGUCACUUAGCCAUCAGAUUGACAUCCUCCGUUUUUCAGAUGGCAUUUAAUGAACUGAGAAGGCAGUGUGCGUUUUCACUGAGAGAACGCGCCAUUAGCGGUCUGGCUAAUUUUUUGGUGAGUGAAGCUUUAGCAAAUGCUUUGCAGGAUUUACAGUAUGUUAAGAAGCAGAUAUUCACAAACACAGUGGCGAGGUUUGCCGCGGAUCUUGCCGAAGAGCUUGUUUUUGAAGGCAUCAUGGAAGUGUGUCAGUUUUCCUAUCCUCCAACCCCUGUAUCUCCACAGUGUUGGUCGCUGGACUGUGAGGACCGAGUAGUCAAGUCCUAUGCACAAGACCUGUCUGAGUCUGUAAUACAGGAAGCGUUCAUUGAGCUUUCGCAGGUCAAUGUGACCUUCACAACCAAGGCAGCGGUUAGUGUUUCUACAGAUAACCUAAAGUGUGCGAGCACAGAAAAUUCAGUGCCAUUGACACAGACCUCCACGUGUUCCCCUGCUUUUCACAGUCAGACAGUUACGGCGCCAAGACCUGUUCAGGACUAUAAAAAGGAAUACACAGUACAGCAGGCCUUGUUUUGUACUUCUGGAGUUGUUACUUCUAUACCAGUGCCCUUGGCAGGAAGUGCCCUUCUCCCAUAUCAUAUUUCAUCUAACAUAUAUCAGGCAAAGUCUCAUCGUUCAUCUGAUGACAGUAAUUUGAAUGGUGAUUCUACCCAGACAUGUGUUACCACAAAAAACAAAGAGGAAGUAGCAUGUCUCAGAAAUAUUUGUUUACCCUCAGACCACAAUCCAGGUAACCAGAAAGAUUUGAAACCAACUAAUGAUGAUACUGAAAUGCAAAGGUCUUCAAAAUUAAUGAGCGAUCCUGUGAUUAUUAGCAACUUUUCUGCCGCAGUGGUGCAUAUGAUUGUAAAUGAAACGUUAGAGUCAAUGACAUCCUUCAAAGGUACAAAAACAGUUGAUGAACACAAAGACUGUGUAACUACAACAGUAAAGGGAAAACCCCUUCCUUUCCACUCCGAUCAAGCAACACUGCAACAGAGUGAAGCUAGCAAUAAGGACAUGUUUGCUGAUCAGUUAUCUAAAUCUAUUAUUAAACAUUCCAUAGAUAAAAGCAAAUCAGCGAUCCCAAAUGUAGAUAAAAACGCUGAACCCAAGGAAGGCUUGCCUGUUUCCAGGGCAGAGUCACAGUUGACCUUCGAAAAGUUCCCCGAAUUUCUUGAUGCUCAAGAUCACUUAACCCACUGUUCAUUUGCAGCAGGAAAGGAUCGUGUUCCAGAAUGUAAAGGUUCGUCAGCUCACGGCUCUUCUUUAGAGACACUACCACCUUGUCCAACGACUGCGCGUCAGAAACCUGAUUUGAAGGACGUCGCUAAAGACAAAUCUGUGAAAAAGCAUAGUGUGAAUAAUACAGCACUUGAGCCCUUGUCUUUCGGGCAAGAACACCCUUUUCCUCAUUCACAUACUUUCUCAACCACAGUGCUUCCAUGUGUAGAUGGUGUGCAUGUGGAAGAGAAACAGAAAAUUAGAGACGGAAAUGUAAUACCGGAUACUCCUCCCUCCACUCCCCUUGUACCAUCCCAGGCUAGUUCUGAAUGGGAUAUCAAGAAGCUAACCAAAAAACUGAAGGGGGAAUUAGCAAAAGAAUUUGCACCUGCUACACCCCCGUCUACACCUCACAACUCAUCCGUGGGUAGUUUGUCCGAAAAUGAACAAAAUACGAUAGAAAAGGAAGAGUUCAUGUUGAAACUCAUGCGAUCUCUUUCAGAAGAAGUUGAAAGUAGUGAGGAGGAAGAGCAUCCAGAAGUGGGUGUGAAGUCCGAGCACUCGGGGAAGAAAGUUCAGUUUGCAGAAUCGCUGGCUACGCACAUCAUCUCUCUCGCGACGGAGAUGGCAGCUUCCCACCUAGAUAAUAAAGUCACUCAAGAACCCAAGGUGAAAAGCCCUUGCUUAAAUGCAAUAAGUCAAAGAAGUGUGUCACCUACUGUUCUAAAUCACUCAGAGGAAAAUUUACAAACCUUGCGCAAUUUUGCAGGUGAUCUGGCAGCGGAAGUCAUCACGGAAGCUGAGAAAAUAGCCAAAGUUAGAAGUUGUGUGCUUUUCAGGCAAAGGAGGAAUAGCUGUUACGUUGGUGGUGGCCGAGGUGAUAGAUCAGAAGAGAGAUUGGAUAUAGAGGCUGUUGCACGCUCAAGAGAAGUAGAUCCCUUCAUUCUUCCGCUACCACCAAGUUCUUGUAUGUCUGGUCUGACCUACAAGUAUCCCAGCUGUGAAAGCGUGACAGACGAGUAUGCGGGUCACAUUAUCCAAGUGCUAAAACAGGAAGGGGGCAAUAGUGAGUUAAUAAUGGACCAGUAUGCCAAUAGACUCGCUUAUCGAUCUGUUAAAUCAGGAUUACAAGAAGCUGCUAAGACUGCCAAAAUGAAAUGCAGCUCAAAAAUGUUCCCCGUGCAAAGCUCCCAGGUGAAAACCAAGAACGAACUGUUCACAUUCUUAAAUAAAGAACACCACCAAGAAGUAGAUAGAGAACGACAAAGUAAAAGAAACGGAGGUUACCUCUGUAAAAAUCAAACUUGUGAAUGGACGCGGGAUACGUAUAAAAAUGAGUGCUCUGAACUGUACAGUUUUUCAGCCUCUCUUGCUCACAGCAUAACAAGAGAUGUUAGAAAAGAGCUGACAGCAUCUGCAGUUGGCUUGCCAAAAUCCUUAACAGAUUCUUGCCUUUAUGAAAAGUCUGGACGUGAUGAAGAUACCAAGUCUCACAUCGAGCCAGAAUUGCUUCAGUCUCUUCAGCCUUCCUCACAAAAUCACAAAUGUUACCACAGUACAGGCAGCUUACAUGGGUGUGGUUAUGGAGAGAAUGUCGUUCAAGCUAUAGAGCAGUAUGCCAAGAAAGUAGUGGAUGACACUUUAGAGCUAAGUUUAGGAUCUGCAGUUUACCAUGCGUCUGAGUCCAUGAAAGCAGCCGAGAGGGUCACUUACGCAGAAAAGUUGUCACCUCUUAUAAGUCAAGCUUGCAGAUACUGUGACCGUAAAGAACUGCAUGAUUGCACUGGAAAUUCAUCUCUACACGUUUCCAGACAGGAUUCACUUGCUAGUAGUAAGCCAGUUUCUAAUUCAAAACUUACCAAUGUCUAUCAGGAAUCUAGAAUUUUUCAUCUUGAUGUCCCACAAAUUCAUGUUGGUCUCGAUAAAAAGACAGUGCUUGCUGAGAAGAUAGUUGCGGAAGCUAUUGAAAAAGCAGAGAGAGAGCUGAGCAAUACCAGCUUGGUGGCUGAUAGUGGAAUUGGACAAGAUGGCGUUAGCUUUGCUGAGAGCCUUACCACAGAAAUAAUGACGUCAGCAAUGACGAAUGUUGGCCGUGCAGUUAGCAGUCCAAAAGAAAUAGAAGAUUUUCAGUCAACUGAGUCUUUCGUCAGCCAGCAGAUGAAUCUCAGUAUUGGUGAUGACAGCACUGGCAGCUGGUCCAAUUUAAGUUUUGAAGAUGAACACCAGGAUGAAAGCAGCAGUUUUCAUCACCUCAGUGAAAGUAAUGGUAACAGCAGUAGCUGGAGCAGUCUUGGUUUAGAAGGAGAUUUGUAUGAGGACAAUUUAUCCUUUCCAACAUCAGACAGUGAUGGGCCAGAUGAUAAGGAUGAAGAACAUGAGGACGCUGGAGAAGGUUUGGAGCAAGACAGAAAGAUUCUGCUUAUUACAAAUAUCGACAUGGAGCCGUGCACAGUAGACCCCCAGCUAAGGAUUAUUCUUCAGUGGCUUGUUGCUUCUGAGGCUGAAGUGGCAGAACUUUAUCUUCAUGACUCUGCAAAGAAGGAAUUCGUACAACUCUCCCGCAGACUACAAGAAAAGGGCUGGAAGGUGGGGGACGUCCUGCAGGCUGUGCUGCGGUACUACGAAGCGCGGGCCAAGCCGGCCGACCCCGCCAGCUGCAAGUCGCUGUUUGAUUGGCUCUUGGAAAACGCAUAGUACGAACCUGCAGCCCUACACCUGCAGCCCUACACCGCACCGCGCAGGGCGAGGAGGAAACGGAGAAAGAUGCAGAGGGUAAACUGUGAAUAUUAACACUGACAGUGAACUGUGAGGGAAGUAAAUUGAGCUUUUUAAGCGCAUUCGGUCAUCCCAUGUUGUAUAUAGUUCAUACUUUUGUAAUCUCUGUCAAAUAUUCUCUUCAUUAUUCUUCUAUACACAUGCGUAAUGUGUUGAGACCCUAAGACCGUUGAUUUGAAGGAAGGUCUGACCAGGAGGUUUUCAGGGACACUGACUGACAGCAUUCUUUUUGCAUCCGAAUAGUGCUGCUACAAACCACAGCUGAGGUGGCUGAGGGUAGGUUCCAGGGAUAAAGACUUAGAAUUCUGCUCCUUUGCAAACAAAUGCUAUUCUGUUGAGAACUAAUCUGACAAAAGAGCUUUGAGGCUAAUGGGUUCCCCACCCCUCUACCUCUCCCAUAGAAAGUCAAUUUUAUUUUCAUAGCUCGGGCGCUUGGUAGUGUUUUGAAUCCCCCAAAUAUUUAAUUUCUUAGAAACAUAUUAGUAUUUUAGGUUUCUAUAAAUACCAUAAAUGAUAGUUUCUCCAGCCUUUCAUCAAAUAACAUUAUUUGCUGAUGUUGCCAGUCCACCUGGCAUGAAAAUGAGAGAGAGAGAGAGAGAGAGAGAGAGUGUGUGUGUGUGUGUGUGUGUGUGUGUGUGUGUAAAGGAGUACUUUAGCCUUGCCCAGUGGGUUUGUGCCCUUUUUUAUUUUACUGUUUUCUUGGUUAGAAACCCACUGUUGACAUUUAAAGGUGCUUUAAAAUAAAAUGUCUAUGAAGAUUUGCAGUAAGAAUUUUUAUUUCUUUUUUUGACUAUUUUGGGUCCCUGACAUAUCCUAUAAAUGAGAAUAAAUUUAGGUGCAAAACAUGUUAAAAUUUUAAAAAUUAAUGUUAAUAUGGAAAUGCAUUUAGAGAAACCCAGUAAUUAUUUACAUUGUUGAAUUUUUUUAAAAAACCCCACAAAACUUUCUGCUUAGCAAGGAUAAGCUUUUUCUAGAAAAAGUGGGUAUUCCCAGCUCCUUGCCCCCCCUGCAAUAAAAUGGUAUCUGUUCUGUUUCGUAAAGUCGUCUGACAUGAGUUUUCUGGGCUCUAUGUUUUCUACUACUUUGUCUUUAGAAACUACAGGUUGACUUGAAUAGAGGACCAAGAUUGUGUCUUGGUUUUGGAUGCGAAGGUAUGCACGUGUGAAUUUUUGGUUCUUCCAUUAGCGUCGGUCUAGAGUAAAUCACUUUUUGUUGGGGGCUUUGGUUUUGCUCCAUGACAUUUUCUUUUUUCCUGAGCACUGACUGUGCUGGAAGCUGCACAAAGCGUGGAAGACAUAGCACCCACCGAGGGGCAAGGAAUAAGGCACUUACAUUAAUUUGGAUUAAUCAUUACGGUAGAGAAAUAUAUUUUAUAACGAGAGAGUAAAAUUUGCUUUUUAAGAAAAAUGCCAAAAGCUAUACUUAAAUAUUUUGAAGUUACAGUGUAAAUUUUGGUUUUUCUCAAUUUGAAAUAAAGAAAUAGAGCAAGCCUUAAAAAUAAAUUUUCCUAAAGUUCUUCAAGUAUUUUUUAAGGUAGAGAAAUGCAGGAAAUCUAUAUAGCCAGAACGGUUUCCGUCUUUAGCUUCUCAGAACUUGAGAUGCAGCAGCGCUGGACUGGGUUUAUACACGCCAGGAGCCGGGUUGUUGAUUAGAACAUGGAUUAAGUGAUUAUUAAGUUUAGAUUGAAUUUUUACAAGUAUAUAACUAUCAAGUUGUGUUUAGUAAUUUCGAUACAUGUACGGAUUUGAUUAACAGCAAAUUGAGUUCUGAAUUUCUUUUAAACUAAAGUGAAAAUAUAUUCGUUUUGUAAAACUUUCUGUGCUUGAAAAUGUUUCUAUCUCUUAGGGUAAUAAUCAUUUUGAAGUAAGAUUUUCCUCCUGUCCUUGUUUUCUCUGCGUUUACCUGGAGCUGUGCUGGACUCGGAGUUCCUUUAUGUAGCCACUACGUCAUGACAGACCAGUCUUUAGGUGUUAGCAUGUGUGGUUAGAAUCCUAAUGGAACUCUACCCUUGUAUAGUUUAGGGACGUAGAGAAAAAUAUUAAGUAUUGGCAGAUGUAAGAAGCGUGAGUAAAGCUCCUUGUAUGGAGAGAAGGAUCUUUUAACCAAGUCCAGUUUAAACUUACUUUCUUUAAAGGCACUUUGUGAUUAUUCCAAAGACAUCUUACGUCUCUUUGGUUGUUUGGUCUUCAGAACAGCCCUGUUUGUUGAGAGAACCACCACCCCCACCCCCUCUCAUUAAACAUCUACUUGACGUAUUUAUAUUAUAACAUUGUUAUCUUGCCAUUCUGUGCAUUUUGGCCCUUAUGAAAUUACCAUGUCUUAUUCAGAACUGUUAAAGUUGUGAUGUGCAUUGAGUUGAAUUCUCUGUUUAUCAGUUUCAGAACUCUUGAAGGAUCUUGGGAAAGAAAGCGAAUGAGGCCUCUGAUAAGGGUUUUUUUAAAAACAUUAUUUUUGACUGAAAUGCAGCAGUUCUUUCAUAUUCUUCUUUUCCCAAGCCAAGUUUAAAUUACAUUUAUAUUUUGGAGAUUGUUAAUGUUGAUUUUGAAAAUAUUUCCUGAUUUAUACAAAAUGAAUGAUUCAUUUAUAAAUUACAGAAGAAAAUUAAAAUACCUAUUGGGAUGGUUGAUAGAAUUUUAAUGGAGUAAUAAAACCUUUGAGGGUAUUCUGUCAGUGAAUACGUGUGAUAACAUCUUUAUACUUUGAAAAAUGUUCCACUUACCCUUUCAGAUAUUUGAUGUGAAUUAAUUCAAUUCAUAAUACUUCCAUUUUGCUUAAAUAAGGGUUUUAUGUUGCUGGUAGGAGAAUUUAAUUACUUAUUAAAUGUACCAUGUAUAAAGUGAAAGAUCAUUUAUCCACAUGGCUUUGACAUCCGUGCACAUUUCCUAAAUGCAAAACUUAACCCUGACUCAUCAUUGGAGUCCAGACUCAAGAUGUCUUCUUAGUUAAUUAUUUAGCUAAUAGUAUUCUUUCACAAUUAACUAUCAAUUUCCCAUCAGUAUGUUGCUUUAAAUUUUAUAUUUCCCAAAGGAAACUUUACACAGUUAAAAAAAAAUAUAUUAAUGCAUCCACACUCAGGGUGUAGGGAAGAUACUUUUCCAUUUAAAACCCUGCCCACCUGUCACCAGCACAAGACAAUUAGAGCUUUAGUGGGAAUUCUGUGAUUAUACUAAAGUGAAAUGCAUUUUUUUCUUCAUUUUUAGCAAAAGACCCCAUGCACAUUUACUCCCUUACUGUAUUCCUGCUCUGAAGAGGCAGGUGCAGCGUUGGUCACUCUCGUCACUUUAUUUAUUUAUUAUGAUUGUUUUUUUACCAUCCAUGUACAUUCCUUUCACAUGGGUAGAAUUGCAGUUCUAGAAGUCCAUUGUUUGUUUUUGUUGUAAUGUUUGAAUACUAUUUAAUAUCAGGUUUUAAUAUUGCUGGAUUUGCUGACUUUGGUUACUUGUGCCGUGUUUAAAGUAAUUCACGUUCUUGUUUAAUAUAUAUAUAGCAAAAGCAGCUUUGAGUAAUUGUAGCUGUUUAUUUGUGUGGAAUUACUAUAUUAAGAUCUUGUAUAACAGUAACUUUUUUUGGCUUUUCUGUCCUUUGAUAUGUUCAUUUACCAAAAUAUGAACUUCAGGAUGCACUAUACUUUUGUUUUUGCAGUGGCUCAAAAUAAACAUUUCAGAAACCACCUUUGUAAUCAUUUGCAAUUAAUUGUUCUUUUAUCUUUUAUGAAUUGUUUGUGAUCUUUCCUCUCCCAACUAAGAAUUCUCCAAUAAACAUAAGAGAUGCCUG
Molecule: messenger RNA, 9837 nt
Organism: Ailuropoda melanoleuca (giant panda)
Lineage: Eukaryota; Metazoa; Chordata; Mammalia; Carnivora; Ursidae
Gene: AKAP11
Product: A-kinase anchoring protein 11
Exons: 12
Coding region: 259-5982 (1907 amino acids)
Biological process (GO): intracellular protein localization
Cellular component (GO): cytoplasm
Molecular function (GO): protein kinase A binding
Source: RefSeq, a predicted model, not a curated record